AUGGAAAUAAAGCUGAAUUUGUUCAUUGCCUUUCUGAUGAUCUCUACAUAUUAUUUCACAGAGGUUUAUUCCCUAGUGGAAUUUACAAACGUUCAGUGCGAGUCUCUGGAUAAGAACUUUGCUUUAAUUGAAUAUUGUUAUCUGAAAUCUGUAAACCGAUCUUACAAAUAUGUUUCGAUUAAAGUUAACCUCCUAAAGAUACCCAUAUACAAAGUCAAGAUACGCUUUGGUCUCUAUAAACGAUUGACUGGAUAUAAGCCUUUUCUCUACAAUGCGACUUUGGAUGCGUGUAAAUUCCUUAAAUCGCCGAAUUCCAAUCCGGUCGCUCUUUUUUUUUUUCAGCAUGAUAUUGUGCUGGAUAAGAUGCCAUAUCAUAGCAUAAAUAAUAAGAUCACCAAAAUACUGCCCUUCCCAGAGGGAAAUUAUAUGAUUGAAAUACACUGGUUAGCCUACGAGAUUAAUAGAGCUAUAACCAAAUUGUAUUGGACACUUACUUGAUAAGACAAGGCGAU
Molecule: messenger RNA, 512 nt
Organism: Drosophila mauritiana
Lineage: Eukaryota; Metazoa; Arthropoda; Insecta; Diptera; Drosophilidae
Exons: 4
Coding region: 1-498 (165 amino acids)
Source: RefSeq, a predicted model, not a curated record